AUGUAUCAAAAGUUGAAGAGUGAAGCUCCAAGAGUGCACUGGUGGAGACUAUUCUGUCACAAUGAAGGACUCCCUAGAUGGCUAUUUAUUUUCAAUCUCGCUGCCCAUGAUCGACUGGCCAUUAGGGAUAGACUGAAGGAAUGGGGCACGACAAAUGACGUAGUGUGUCCACUGUGUGAUAGAAAUGAUGAAUCCAUCAACCAUCUAUUCUUUGAAUGUGCUUAUGCUGCAGGUGUAUGGAACAAGUUGUUGGUAUGGCAAGGAAUUCAUAGACAAGCAAUGACCUGGAACCAUGAAUUGAAUUGGGCAUGCAGUCAUAUCAAGGGCAGAAGACCAGGGGAAGAAAUUUACAAAAUGGCGCUGGCUGGGUGCGUGUAUCAAGUAUGGCAUGAGAGGAACCAGUGCAUUUUUCAGUCCAAGAGAAGACCUACUGAUCAGCUGGUGAGAGGGAUAAUUCAACAGAUUUGUGUGCGAGGUAGGAUGAAGUCGAAGCUAGCGAGAACUCUGGACAAACUAAAUUUUUAUCCAAGCUGA
Messenger RNA from Lycium ferocissimum, 534 nucleotides. RefSeq lists its product as uncharacterized. Bases 1 to 534 code for a protein of 177 amino acids. The transcript has a single exon. Lineage: Eukaryota; Viridiplantae; Streptophyta; Magnoliopsida; Solanales; Solanaceae. The record is from RefSeq and is a predicted model, not a curated record.